Molecule: messenger RNA, 1206 nt
Organism: Phyllopteryx taeniolatus (common seadragon)
Lineage: Eukaryota; Metazoa; Chordata; Actinopteri; Syngnathiformes; Syngnathidae
Gene: crym
Product: crystallin, mu
Exons: 8
Coding region: 86-1033 (315 amino acids)
Biological process (GO): thyroid hormone metabolic process
Cellular component (GO): cytoplasm
Molecular function (GO): thyroid hormone binding
Source: RefSeq, a predicted model, not a curated record
UCGGGCUUGACUCUGGACUUUGACCACGACUGCAAAAAGAGAACCGAUCCCCUCUCCAGUAUCUCAAGCGUGCUGCACUGCUACCAUGGCUGCACCGCCGGUUAUCAUCUCGGACCAUCAAGUUUCUCGUUUGUUACCCUGCGGAGAGCUCAUCCCUCGUCUGGAGGAAGCGUUGGCCAAAUUUUCCCUCAGGGACAGCUCGGAGGUGAUCCAACCUGUGAGGUCGACUCUGCCUCUGCAAAAACAUAACGGAUUCAUGUGUUUGAUGCCAACGUACAUGGAAAACAACGGAGUCUUGUGCACAAAGUUUGUGGGCUUCUACAAUCGGGAGAAAGGUUCCGAGUUGCCCUCGGUUCAAGCCACGGUGGUGCUGCUGGACCCCGAGAAUGGAAGCAUGAAGGCCGUGAUGGAGGGAAAUGGCAUCACGUGCGUGAGGACAGCCGCGGUCUCGGCCAUCUCGGCAAAGCUGCUGAUGCCCCCCCAAGCAGAGGUGCUGGCCAUCUUGGGAACAGGACAACAGGCCCUGAGCCAUUACAAUGUCUUCACUGAGAUGUUUUCAUUUAAAGAGGUGCGCGUGUGGGGCCACAGGAAACAAGGGAUGGACCGGUUUCGGGACUCCGUCAGCGGUCCUGUUACCUGCUGCGACUCCGCGGAGACGGCAGUGACGGGGGCUGACGUCAUAGUGACGGUAACCUCGAGUUUGGAGCCGGUGCUCUUCGGCCAGUGGGUCAAACCGGGAGCCCACGUGGCAGCGGUGGGAGCUUGCAGGCCGGAUUGGCGAGAGCUGGAUGACGUGCUGAUGGAGGCGGCGGUGGUGUAUGUUGACAGCAGGGAGGGAGCCAUGGCCGAGUCUGGUGACAUCAUCCUCUCCAAGGUGGAAAUAUUUGCAGAGCUCGGAGAAGUUAUCAGUGGAGGAAAACCUGCACUUAGAGAGAAGACGACUGUGUUUAAAUCCCUUGGAAUGGGGGUCGAAGAUGCAGUGAGUGCCAAGCUGGUGUUUGACCAGUGGGAAGCAACCAACAACCAACCAUGAAGCAAUUUACAUCUGAAGAAAUGCCUUCAUCGAGCCGUCCAUUUUCUAUAAUGUUUCUUCAUUAUUAGUGUCUGGGUGGGCUGCAGCCAAUCCCAGGUGACUCAGGGUACACCUUGAGUCACCUGAUGAAAUUGUAUCUGUCAUUUUUCUUGUUUAAUAAAGGGUUAACAUUU